GUUAGACACCUCGGUGCCGUGCACGCGCCAACGGUCAUAAUUCUCAUAUGAGCGUGUUGUCUUAUAUAUAUAAACUCCAUUGUAGCUUUCUCAUAAAAACAAAAACAUCUUUAAUCUCUCUGAUUUGUCUGUAAUCGAUUUCGCUAAAGAAAUAACUAAAUCUUUUCUCUGUUUUCCGACAACCCAAGUUUACUUUCCGGCCAAAUAUUCUUGAUUGAUUCAACAAUGGAAACUCCAUCAUCAGCAAGAAGAGUGACACGAUCUCAAACCCUUGCUACCCAGAACGGCAAUGGUAUUCCAAUUUCAAAUUUUGAAAAGGGUUUAUCGAAUUCGAGGCAAAGAAAUGGAAAACAAGAUCGUUCUGUGCUUAUUGAUAUAACCAACGAUUCUCCGAUUGUUGGGUUAGCAUCGGGAAAAUUGGAGACUCCAUUGUCAUCCAUGGCGAAAAAAGCCAUGAAGAACACUCCUGGGUCUGGUGAGGCCUUGCUUAGGGGUCAAGUUAAGACCCUUUUACAGAAAGUUGAAGAAGAAGCUGAGCUUUCGAAACUCACACUCGAAAGCCGCCCUUUUGUUCAUCUUAAGGGACUUGUGUAUUCGCCAGCCGGGCUUCUCGCCCCUACUCCGGUGAAUACACCACAAAUCUUAAAUCUUUCAGGUGGUGAUGAGGUUAACAUGAAUAACAACAAUGGUUUAUCUUCUGAGGCACCUUCUCCCAUUGUAGCAGAACAGUUGGCUUUUCAGGUGGGUGAUGAGAAGGCAGAAGAAAGUUGUAAUGAGUUGCUAAAGAGCAUCAUAACAAGGUCUCUACUCCUAGAUUUUUCAGAGAAAUCUGAUAGCUGUGAAUCUGUGGUGACACAACUAGGAGAUGGGGGAGGAGAAGCAGAGAGCAAAGAAAAAUCAAUACCGGAUGAUGAUAGUUCUUCUAUCUGGUCUACUCAGGUGAAUGCUAGUACUCUUGGCGAGGACGAUGAUGAAGAAGAAGAAGAGGAUUUUGAAGAGGAAGAGGACUAUGAUUUCGAAGAAGUGGAGGAGUUUGGAGAAGAGGAGGAGCAUAAUGAGUUAGUUGAUGAACUGUGUGAUUGUAUUAGCAAAAUAAGUAUGGAUGAGAAGAAAACAUUGCCCAAGUUUGCAGGGAAACGAACUAAGUUUGUGUAUGAUAGUGAUGAUGAAGAUCAGAUUGUUAAGGUUGAAGAGGAGACUUGCGUGGAUUCGGCGGCUGAUGGAGCUUCUUCACCAAGUGUUUUGAGAUUGAAUGGUCUGCCAACUCCUAAGGGGAAGCACCUUAGGUUUCUUGAUGUAGAGAAGGAGAGUAGUGAGGAAUGAGUUUGGUAUUAUUGAAGUGUUUUGUCAUUUACUCGGUGAUUCUUAUGAUUGGGUGGGAUUUAUAAUUUGAUUUUAAAGCCACAAUUUUUGUGGUUGAAUUGGAAUGUUCUUAAAAAUAACACAUUUGAUCAAUGAAAAGCUUCUCUUUUUUGUUUA
Messenger RNA from Cannabis sativa, 1479 nucleotides. RefSeq lists its product as uncharacterized. NCBI's taxonomy places the organism in Eukaryota, Viridiplantae, Streptophyta, Magnoliopsida, Rosales, Cannabaceae. The transcript has 3 exons. The record is from RefSeq and is a predicted model, not a curated record. Bases 226 to 1323 code for a protein of 365 amino acids.